GCCUCUCAAUCAGCAAUAAUGAAACGCGCCAACAUAGAUGUGAGAGGCAUUCAUAUGUAAUUAAUUCGCUGUUUUUCCAAUGAGGCUAUAACAGAUUGCAAAGUGAGGUGAGCUGUCCUUCAGCGCAUUACGCCAACAGAGUAUGGCUGGCAGAGAGUCAAACCAGACCAACUGAUGGAGACUCAGACAUGUCUGAGGUGCUAACGUUAGAAGCCAUCUUAUUUGGACUUCUGGUCUUCAUGGAGAUAUGUCUGAGGUGCUCACGGUAGAUGCCAUCUUAUUUGGUCUUCUGGUCUUCUCAGGGAUCAUCGGGAACAUUCUGGUCAUCUAUGUGGUGUUCGAGUCAGCCACAGGGAGCUCCUCUCGACACCUGCCGUCGUCGGACGUCAUCCUGGUCAACCUGUCCAUGGCCAACCUGCUGACCUCGCUCUUCCGCACCGUGCCCAUCUUCAUCUCCGACCUGGGCCUGGAGGUCACGCUGGCGCCGAGCUGGUGCCGUCUCUUCAUGCUGCUGUGGGUGUGGUGGCGCGCGGUGGGCUGCUGGGUCACGCUGGCCCUCAGCGCCUUCCAAUGCCUCAAGCUGCGGCGCCAGCGCGUGAUGGUGGGGCCCCUGGCGCAGCGGCGCGAGCGCCGGCAGGUGUGGGCGGCCCUGGCACUGGUGUGGGGCGUCAACCUGGCCUUCUCGCUGCCCGCGCUGGUCUACACCACGCACGUGCACGGCAACGCCACCGUGGAGCUGAUGGUGAUCAGCUGCACCACGCGCCCGCUGCUGGGCUGUGUCUGGGAGUUCCCCACCGCCGAGCAGGGGUCGGCCUUCGCCUCUGCCUCGCUGGCGCUCAACGAGGUGGCGCCGCUGGUGCUGAUGAUGGGCACCAACCUGGCGACGCUCCACACGCUGGCGCGCCACAUCCGCUCCGUGACAGCCAUCGGUGGCGGUGGAGAUGGGCAGCCUCAGCACAACCAGCAGCAACAGGGGGAGCUGGGUAGGCACGCGGCUAGCGAACGCAAGGCCGGCGGCGUCAUCAUGGCACUGGUCUCUCUGUUCGUGGUGUGCUGGGCGCUGCAGGUGGCAGCGGUGACCCACUACAACCACGACGGCGGGCACCAUGCGGAGGGACUGCUAACGGUGUCUCACUUCUCCGCGUCGCUCUUCGUGGGCUUCAGCCCCAUGGUGGUGGCGCUGGGCCACGGGAAGCUGCGGAGGCGGAUCACGGGGAUGAUACUGGGCUGGGUGGACAGGGCCAAGUGCAACGCGAAAGGGGGAGCUAAGGAGGAGGCGCCGGUGUCUGACAUGAGUGUCACUAGACAAACUGAGCUGACCAAGAGCCAGAGAGACAGACGGGUCAUCAAGGUGGAAGCGCUUGGUAAAACCUAGAAAGACUAAUACAGUCAAGUGUCUAUUUGUUUGUGUGUGUGUACGUGUGUUAUGUCUGGGUAUGCUGUAUGUAUUGUACAUAGUAGCCUACAUGAAUUGCAAUCUCAAUCAAUUUAGAGUAACAUGCUUUCAUUCUGUAGUUUUUCCACAAAUCACAACUCAAAACAACACAAAAAUGCAAACAAUUA
Engraulis encrasicolus (European anchovy) is the source of this 1563-nucleotide messenger RNA. Its product is annotated as olfactory receptor class A-like protein 4. Gene Ontology annotation, molecular function: G protein-coupled receptor activity. The record is from RefSeq and is a predicted model, not a curated record. Gene Ontology annotation, cellular component: membrane. Lineage: Eukaryota; Metazoa; Chordata; Actinopteri; Clupeiformes; Engraulidae. The transcript has 2 exons. Gene Ontology annotation, biological process: G protein-coupled receptor signaling pathway. The coding region runs from base 248 to 1375 and encodes 375 amino acids.